AUGUUGCCGUCUUAUUCAUCUUCAGCCACUUCCAAGGUGGUGCCACGGCAUCAUGCGAGUGGCUAUUCCAAUGGAUAUCCAAGGGGGAACACGUUCGAGAUCUCUCCCCAUAGAUACCAACCACGAGCCUCAACACCCGCGAAUCGUCGUCGGCAGCGCCUGCUGACCCGUAUCGUCAUCGUUGCCACCGUUGCCAUCUUCUUUCUCGUCUUCAUCUGGCCUGGAGCCUCCCUGGCUUCCAUCUUCUCCCUCGGCCUGCUGUCCGCCAGCAACGAAUUACAAUUGGAAACGGUACGAUACUACGACCUCAGCAAUGUGCAAGGGACUGCUCGCGGAUGGGAGCGUGAGGAGCGCAUUCUCCUCUGUGUCCCUCUGCGAGAUGCCGAGUCGCAUCUGUCCAUGUUCGCGUCUCACCUGCGCAACUUUACCUACCCCCACCACCUCAUCGACCUUGCUUUCCUGGUCUCCGAUUCAAAGGACCGCACCCUCCAGGUUCUCAACGAUAUGCUAGAGGAGAUCCAGGCCGAUGAAGACCCCAAACAACCUUAUGGCGAGAUCUCAAUCAUAGAAAAGGAUUUUGGACAAAAGGUCAACCAGGAUGUCGAGAGUCGUCACGGAUUUGCGGCACAGGCAAGUCGAAGGAAGUUGAUGGCCCAGGCCCGGAACUGGCUCCUGAGUGCCGCCUUGCGGCCAUAUCACUCCUGGGUGUACUGGCGCGACGUUGACGUCGAAACGGCCCCCUUUACCAUCCUUGAAGAUCUUAUGCGUCACAACAAGGAUGUGAUUGUUCCCAACGUUUGGCGUCCUUUGCCCGAUUGGCUUGGCGGAGAGCAGCCGUAUGAUCUCAACUCAUGGCAAGAAUCAGAAACGGCGCUAGCUCUCGCAGACACGCUGGACGAAGAUGCUGUGAUUGUUGAAGGCUAUGCCGAGUAUGCCACUUGGCGACCGCACUUGGCGUACCUGCGAGAUCCAUAUGGCGACCCAGAUAUGGAGAUGGAGAUCGAUGGUGUUGGCGGCGUCAGUAUUCUUGCCAAGGCCAAGGUUUUCCGCUCUGGGGUACAUUUUCCAGCUUUCAGUUUCGAGAAGCAUGCUGAGACAGAAGGGUUUGGCAAGAUGGCAAAGCGGAUGGAAUACUCAGUUGUCGGCUUGCCCCACUACACGAUCUGGCAUCUUUACGAACCCAGCGUGGACGACAUCAAGCACAUGGAGGAAAUGGAGCAAGAAAGGCUUGCUAGCCAAAAGGAGGAGGAAGAAAAGGCCGAGAAGGCCAAGAAAGUCAAAGAGCAAUUUGGCGAUGCCAGCGGCCAGUGGGAGAAGGACAAGACUGAUAUGCAAAACCUCGUUAGCGGUGAGAAGAAGAAAGAGACGAAGGGUGCCAACGAGGCCAAGGAGGCCAAGUCGCUGAAGGAGGUCGAUGACAAGCAGGCAGAUGACAAUAAGAAGCAGACAGCAGGCAAGAAGGAUGCGCAAAGCAAGUCAGAUAAGCCGGCGAGGAAGGAGAAGAAGGAGGGAAAUGACGCCGGUUUCGCCAAAAGGGCUGAGAGUUGA
Messenger RNA from Colletotrichum orchidophilum, 1548 nucleotides. RefSeq names its product mannan polymerase II complex ANP1 subunit. Lineage: Eukaryota; Fungi; Ascomycota; Sordariomycetes; Glomerellales; Glomerellaceae. The record is from RefSeq and is a predicted model, not a curated record. Gene Ontology annotation, cellular component: mannan polymerase complex. Gene Ontology annotation, biological process: cell wall mannoprotein biosynthetic process; protein N-linked glycosylation. Gene Ontology annotation, molecular function: alpha-1,6-mannosyltransferase activity. The transcript is spliced from 5 exons. Bases 1 to 1548 code for a protein of 515 amino acids.